Messenger RNA from Magnolia sinica, 3405 nucleotides. Its product is annotated as ATP-dependent DNA helicase Q-like 5. Gene Ontology annotation, cellular component: nucleus; cytoplasm; chromosome. Gene Ontology annotation, molecular function: four-way junction helicase activity; ATP binding; 3'-5' DNA helicase activity. Gene Ontology annotation, biological process: double-strand break repair via homologous recombination. The record is from RefSeq and is a predicted model, not a curated record. The transcript has 20 exons. NCBI's taxonomy places the organism in Eukaryota, Viridiplantae, Streptophyta, Magnoliopsida, Magnoliales, Magnoliaceae. The coding region runs from base 43 to 3162 and encodes 1039 amino acids.
CGAAAAUAAACCGGUUACCCCUUCAUUCCGGUCUGGCCGAUAAUGAGAUAUUUACGACCUUGCCAUCGACAUUUGGCGGGAAAAUCCCAGCACUCAAAAGAAAGAAAGAAAAUCUCCUCUCCUCUCCUCAGUUUCCCUCGUUUUUUCCCCUUCUCUUCCAUGGAAUCCGAUACCGACUCCGGUUCUUCUCACAUCUCCGCAACUCCUCCAAGAAAAUCUACGCCUCCUCAGACGAUUCUCCUCUCUUCUUCUCAUAAGAAAUCUAAGGUCAGGGUUUCCUCCCUCUCUUCAAAUCCCAAAUCCCUUCCCUCGAAGAGGAAAAAACCCCACCUCAAAACCCAAUCCCAAUCCCAAUCCUCCGUAGGACCCGAAUCCUCCGAUCCUUCUCCUGCCUUUACCGCUGAUCUCUCUGAUAUCUCCGGCUUUUCCCUCAGGAUUCACCGCCCCUCUGAUCGGAACUCUGCUGUUUCCGCCCUCAAUUCGGUCGAUCAGCUCCCUGCCGGCUAUUUCUCUAAAUCUGCAUCCUUCUCAUCCCGCUUUAAGACCCGAUGUCCGUCUUUUGAGCCAAUUGAGAUCGAAAAGGAUGCGGAUUGCGAUCACCCCACUGCAUCUCCUUCCCUACCUGAUGCAGUCCCUCCUGCAACCGGUACUCAAUCCUCUCGCCCGGGCCAUGUUUCCAAAUCCACAUCCUUCUCAUCCUGCCUUAAGACCCCGCAUCUGCCUUUAGAUCCAAUCGAGAUUGAAAAGGAUGUGAAUUGCAAUCACCCUGUUGCAUCUCUAUCCCAACCCGAUGCAGAACCUCCUGUGACCGGUGCUCAACCCAAUCGUGCUGUUGACCGUGUCAGACUUGUAAAAAACCACCCUAAUUCGAUCUGUGCUACUAUAUGCCCACUGCCAGUGAAACGGCCGAAAUGUGUCAGCGAAGGGAACUUUGUCAGGCUGAACAUCAACGGCUAUGGGCACAAGUUUCGAAAAAAGGGUGGUAGAAGAAAAUAUCCAUUGCCGUCAUUGUCACGUGGUAGGAAAUCUCAGUGGAGAAGCAAAGAGAAAUCCAAAUCAGGAAGUGAGACUGAAGCGGUUCUUUUUGACGAGGAUGGUUUGGUUUCCAAGCCUUUGCAGCAGAAUGGAAGCUCGGAGUUCAAUUUUGAGUUGAUUGAAAAGGCUGUGAUUGCUGCUCGGGAGGAGCCUUCAGAUCACAAUUUGAAGAAUCUGCUGAAGUUGACUCAUGGGUAUGAUUCUUUCCGGGAGGGGCAGCUGGAGGCAAUUAAGCAGGUGGUUGCAGGGCAAUCGACGAUGCUGGUGCUGCCGACAGGCGCUGGGAAAUCUCUUUGUUACCAGUUGCCAGCACUGAUUUUACAUGGGGUAACUUUGGUAGUAAGUCCUCUAGUUGCUUUGAUGGUUGACCAGCUAAGGAAACUACCUCCUAUGCUUCAUGGCGGUCUUCUUUGUAGCAGUCAGACAAGUGAAGAAGCUUCAGAGACACUAGAACACGUUCGAGAUAGAAAAAUAAAGGUGCUUUUUGUUUCACCAGAGAGGUUUUUGAAUUCAGAAUUCUUAUCAAAAUUAGGAGCCAUUCCACUAUCACUUGUAGUUGUUGAUGAAGCCCAUUGCCUUUCUGAAUGGUCCCAUAACUUUCGGCCUUCGUAUUUGAGGCUUAGGGCAUCACUACUUAGAACCAAGCUCAAUGUUGAAUGUUUUCUUGCAAUGACUGCUACAGCAACAACCAAAACCAUGCAUGCCAUUGUGUGCGCUUUAGAGAUUCCCUCUACCAAUAUUAUUCAAACUUCUCAAAUAAGGGAGAAUUUACAGCUGAAUGUCACAUUAAGUGGAAAUAGAAUGAAGGAUUUAAUAGUGCUGAUGCAGUCAUCUCCCUUAGUUGAAGCUAAAAGCAUCAUUGUUUACUGUAAAUUUCAGUCUGAAACAGAUUUAGUUAGCAAGUAUCUUCGUGACAAAAAUAUCUCUGCAAAGAGUUACCACAGUGGUAUUCCAGCAAAGGAACGGAGUCGCAUACAGGAACUAUUUUGUUCCAACAAGAUAAGAGUGGUAGUGGCAACUGUGGCAUUUGGCAUGGGUCUCGAUAAGAGCGAUAUUGGAGCUGUGAUUCAUUAUAGCUUGCCUGAAAGCUUAGAAGAAUAUGUUCAGGAGACUGGGCGUGCUGGAAGGGAUGGCAGGUUGUCUUAUUGUCAUCUCCUUCUUGAUGAUAUCACUUAUUUCAAGCUUCGCAGCCUUUUGCACAGUGAUGGUGUGGAUGAAUAUGCAGUAAAUAAAUUCCUUUUUCAAGUUUUCAAGAAUGACAUGGUGUUAUCUGGGAAUGUUUGCUCCUUAGUUAAAGAAUCUGCAUCUCAAAAAUUUGAUAUGAAAGAAGAGGUCAUGCUCACAAUUCUAACAUACAUGGAAUUGGGUGAAGUGCAAUACCUACGGCUACUUCCACAACUAAAUGUGACUUGCUCUUUGAAUUUUCACAAGACGUCUCCGGAAUUGCUAUCUAGCAAGGAUAUUGUGGUGGCAACCAUUUUGAAAAAGUCCGAAACUAAGCAAGGUCAUUGUGUUUUUGACAUUCCCACUAUAGCAAAUGGUGUUGGGAUCACAACAACAGAAUUAUUAAAUCAGUUGCACAAACUGAAGUCCAUGGGAGAAAUAACUUAUGAUAUGAAGGACCCAGCCUUUUGUUAUAUGAUCAUGAAGAAUCCAGAAGAUCUAUGUUCUCUUGCAACACAACUCACGAGAUGGUUAUCUGAGGUUGAAAGUUGUAAGGUAUGGAAAUUGGAUGCAAUGUUUAAAGCUGCAAUGUUUGCUGCAAAAGUCUGCAGUAAAGUUGAUGGAUGUUCAGAUACUAUGCAUACAUCGUGUUUGCAUAGAAAGAUUUUUGAUUAUUUUAGUAGAGAUCAUGAUGUCGGCCACAAUGACUUAUCAAAUAAGAUGGGAGUAAGCAGCCUGUUUCUUCGGGCAGAUAUAAAGGUGUUUCUACAGAGUAAUGCACACGCCAAGUUCACCCCCAGAGCAGUUGCUAGGAUAAUGCAUGGCGUUUCCAGCCCAGCUUUUCCUUCGGCAACUUGGUCCAAAAGCCAUUUCUGGGGACGGUAUUCACAGACGGACUUUGCAGUGGUUAUGGAAGCUGCUACCUCGGAGCUGAUGAAUUUUGUGGGCAAGGGUACUGCUUGAUCUUUAUUGCCUAUCCCUUGUAUUAAUAGCGAAUAAAAGGCAUCUCGAAGGGAAAUAAAAUGAUUGGUGUUAAAUUAUGAAGAGGCCAAUCGAUUGUGUAAAAUGUUGUUGUGUAUCUAUAGCCAAAAGCCUACCUAGUUGCUUCUUUGACAAGAAAAUGAUUUUCUUCACAUCACUAAUACACGUGGCAUGUGGAUGAUCCUUGAUAAUGUUCGGAAUCGGAGAAAUUCCAAUUGCUUUUUC